UCGAAUGUUGACGGAGAGAAGACAUGCAGUAGAUCAGUUUGUGUAUGGUCUGGCACAGCACUUUAAUAGAAGCGAAAUCAAGCCUUCCAUGUUACCAGUCCAAUGCCAAGAAUUAAAAAAGAUUGAUGUACACAUUUGAUCUAAUGAAAAACAGCUCCGGACAUUAUCAAAACAAUUGAAUCGGUAUUGUGUUUUGAGAUCUGGAAUAACCUGCUUUAUCUGUUCGACCAUGAUCUACACAGAUAUGGGGUGAUAAUGGAUUGAGCAGCAUCUGUGUUUGGACUGCUGUCCACAGGAGGUUAAAAUAUACAGGAUGGUAUUGAACCCAUUAGAGAGGUUGGCUCAUAGCCGGUCUAUUUUCUAAGUACGUAUUCUGUACCAAGACGGAAGACUUAUUUGAAAAUCUGUUUUGAAGUCAUUCACAUAAAUUGGAAGGAAUGUGCUUUAGACAGAAUUUAUAUGAGGCGAAGUUUUCAGUGUUUUAUCUUGUUAAUAAAUUUGGAACUUUACUGCAUUAGAAGUCAGUAUUAGAAUAUGCAUUGUUACUCAAACUAAAGCAAGAUCAAUUUGAUUCUCCAGUCUUAUGCAUGAUACUCAAGUGACCCUGUACUUUUUACAAGUGACAAGCUUAGUGUAGAUUCCUUCACAAUGAAAUUUAUAUGAGGUGAAAAGUGUUUUAUCUUGUUGUUCAAGUUCAGAAAUUUACUGCAUUAGAAGUCAAUAUUAGAAUACACAUUGUUACUCAAACUAAAGCAAGAUCAGUUUGAUUCUCCAAUCUUAUGCAUGGUAUUCAAAUGACCCUACUUUUCAUAAGUGACAAGCAUAGUGCAGUUUCCUUCAAAAUGACAUCCAUGGAUUCUUUGUAAUGUUCAUAAAAUACACCGAAAACCAAACAGACUUGGACCCUUUGCUGACACGAUGAUGUUUUCCCUGUCCUACUGGGACGGCUAGCUGCCUGGGGAUUACCACGUGUAUUCCUGUGCAGUAUGAUGUCCCUAGGUGCAACGGUGUGCCCGACCUGCGGCCAGUUCCACGAGCUGCACGGCACACACCUGUACGACUACUACCAGGCCGUGGACGAGGACCUCAUGUGUCAGAUCUGUCUGCAGCCCCUCGUCAACCCGCUCGACACCAAGUGCGGACACACUUACUGCUCACGCUGCCUCAAGAACUACCUCAAGAUUCAGAAGCAAUGCCCCAUUGAUCGCCUCCCACUGACGCCCAAGGACUACCAGCCGUCAAGCAUUCUUGUUCGCAGGUUGCUGGAUAAGCUAUUGGUUGUCUGUCCCAAUGUGGAUUACUGUGAAGAAGUGCUAACCCGAUCAGAACUAGAAGCUCAUCUAAUACACAGAUGUCGUGGAGCGGUGAUGCGAUGUAUCAAGUCUGGGUUGGGGUGUGUGUUUCAAGGACCACGCAGUGCCUUACAGAGUCACUUAUGGGAGUGUCCCUACAGAGACCAGCAUGCUGGUAAGAAUCCUGUUCUUGAUGGUGAAGUGUCGACGAUAGAGAUUCAGCGACCGCCUGACGACAGAGCUGCCGUACCUGUGUAUGACAUGGGGCUCAGCAUCGUCGGAGGGUGCGACACGCCGCUCAUCUGUAUUGUCAUACAGGAAAUCAUCAAGGGUGGCAUCGUCGAUCAAGAUGGCCGGCUCCUACCAGGGGAUCAGAUUCUAGAGGUGAAUGGGGAAGAUUUAACUCAAGCCACUCAUUAUCAGUCUCGCAAUGCAUUAGCUCAGUAUUUUCCUGUUUGUCGACUCACUGUAUAUCGUGAGAGAGCUGAAGAAGUCCGACCCAUUGAAAAAGAAGAAAUUCUUAAAAUAACAUUGAACAAGGUUAAAAAUAGACAGCUUGGAAUAAAACUUGUUGGGAAGAGGAGUGGGACCGGAGUGUACAUUCUGAGUCUGGUUCAGUGCAGCACUGCGGCAUACGACGGACGUCUGAAACCGGACGAUCGUAUCCUGGAGAUCAACGGCCAGGACGUGUCGUAUGGCACACAGGAGCAGGCUGCUCACAUCAUACAGUCUAUUCCGGACCGAGUCCAGUUUGUGAUCUCACGCACAAGCAGACCUCAGACCCCCGACAUAAUCCGAUCUACCUCAUCUGACCCUGUGAAAACUGGUGCUAGCUUCAACUGUGAUAUUCCAGAGUCGCCUCUUUGCAAGAAGUGCAACGAGAGACUUAUUACUGUUGCCAAGAAUCCGGCAGAGAGCCUUGGUAUCAGCGUUGCUGGUGGAUUAGCAAGUGUCCAUGGCGACACGCCAAUAUACAUCACCAACAUUAACUCUGCUGGUUGUCUUGGACGAACUGGGCAGGUUAAGAAGGGUGAUGUUCUGCUGUCUAUUGGUGGCACGAGUCUGCUGCACCUGACCCAUGCGGAGGCGGUUAACCAGCUGAAGAUCCAGGCCGAGACCAAGCUGCUGAUGCUGAAGAUCAUUGAGGGGCCCGAGACGUCCACCAACCUCGACAACUUCGUCCCCUCAUGGCUCUUCUGGCUUAAGAUGCCCAGAAUGUGUCAGUUGUACAAAACCAUCACUCUGCUGCGUAGUCCAAGUGGGAGUCUGGGCUUCUCUAUUGUCGGUGGAAUAGACAGCAGUCACGGCACACUCCCCAUCUUUGUCAAGUCGAUUGUACCGGGAACCUCUGCUGCAACGGAUGCCAGACUCAAGUGUGGAGAUAUGAUACUGAAUGUGAAUGAACACAGUCUGCAGUUGGUAACGCACAGCAAGGCCGUGGAGAUCCUCAAACACGUGCAUGGGGCAGUCACCCUGGUGGUGGUCUCCUGGCCCGGGACUAUCGUUUGACCAAAACCUCACUUUAGAAAAAAGCACAUCUCUUUCAACUCCGUUUCUACUUCAGAAAGUGAAUAAUGUUUGAUUCAGUAAUAGUUCAGAAAAUGAAUGAUGUUUGGAACAGUAAUAAUUCAGAAAGUGAAUGACAUUUGGAGCAGUAAUGUUUGACAGAGUUGGCCCGGAACUAUCGUCUGACCAAAACCUCACAUUAGAAGACAGCACAUCUCUUUCAACUUCAUUUCUACUUCAGAAAGUGAAUGAUGUUUGGAACAGUAAUAAUUUUAAAAAAUGAACAAUGUUUGGAGUAGUAAUAAUUGAGAAAAUGAAUGAUGUUUGGAACAGUAAUAAUUGAGAAAGUGAAUGAUGUUUCGAGUAGUAAUAAUUGAGAAAAUUAAUGAUGUUUGGAACAGUAAUAAUUGAGAAAGUGAAUGAUGUUUGGAGCAGUAAAAAUUCAGAAAAUGAAUGAUGUUCGUAUCAGUAAUAAUUCAGAAAAUGAAUGAUGUUUGAGUUUUAUUGUUCUGAGCCAGACAGUUUAGAAUCGGAAGUGUCUGACUGUUUUUAAUACCUGUGAAUCUUUGUCAAGAUUUGUUUUUUCAUAUGCAGUGCUGCAGAAAGCACUUAAAUGUAAGCAAUUGUUCCAAUAGAAGAUUAAUUGCAUGGCAUUACAGGAUGUAUGGAAAUUGUGACAUUGCUCAAAGCAUUAUUGAACGCCAUGUGAAUUAGAAUGAGAAAUAUUGAGAAUGUACUCACUCAAAGAUUUCUUCUGUUUUGUUGUUGAAAGAACUGUGUGUGCUCUUAUCAUUUGUUUUCACAUGCUUGCCCGAGUUUUGUUGCAGUUUACAGCUUAUGCAGAAAUCAUAUCAUCGCCUUUCUUCAUUUGCUUUUAUCUGGUGCUAUAUUUGUUAGUCUUGUCUUUUGUCCAGCUGGUGUGUUGUUUAAGAAACAGUUUCCGAAUUAAGGUGCAUGUGACUGGAUUUAGUCCCAGCAUUUGGUUUUAACUUCUAGUCAGUGUGAAAAACAAAAUGUACACUUGUCUAGUUUAUCUUUAUUAUGGUAUUUUAUAAAUAAGGGCAUUACAUCUUUGAUAAACUUUGUGUUACGGUAUCUUGUUAUGCUGGUGAAUCUCCAGUUCUUCGGAAGUGUUUUCGUUUACACGGUUUGCAAUGUGCCAAUGUGAUAAAAUUGAAAAAUAAAAUCUGUUAUAUAUAAACGAAUAAUAAAAAUUAAUUCAUAUUUGAUUUGGCAGCUUGAAUCAUAUCAUCUUUUUUUCGUAAACAGCAUUUACUAAGAAGAAAAUGUAUUAAACUACACCAUUGCACUUGUAUUAUCAAAUAAUGUGAAAUAUAUACACGAAGAGUUAAGACAGUCUUAGCUUUUGCUUUGAAUUCCUGUGAUAUAAAAACUAACACAUAUUAAACAAAAACCUAGCCAAAUGUUUAUAGAUAAAAUUAUACUAUUUUUCAUCAAUUAAACUCUUGGACAGUGAAUAUGUAUACCAUUCACCUUGUACAAACAUGUAAUUCUUAAAAUCAUUCUACAGUGUUAAUUUACAAAUAAUGAAGGUUUUUCCAGUUGACCGGUAAUUCUAGACAUGUGGUUUAUUUGCUCUGCAUUAGUUUUAGAUAUAUGUAAUGUUGAAGCCCCUUCUGUGUCUUAGGUGAUAUGAAUAUUAUAAUAAUAACAUUCCAUUUAUUCCAUGGUUAUUUGAUUUCUAUAUAAUUUUUAUUAUUAUUAUUUUGUUAUUUGUUGACUCAGUCUGACAGCAUGUUUGUUCUGCGUGUAAUUAUCGCUGUGAAUAGGCAAGUCUGUACAGCAUUGUGUUGUCCAUGUUGAGCUGUGUUGUUUUCUCGCCUAUACGAAGUAAAAAGCGAGAUAUAGGUACUAAAUUUAUUUCCGACAGCAGCACCAACUUUUGUGUUAACGUUUAACUUUAAAAUUUAGCAUUUAGGUCAGUUUCUCAAGAACUGUUAAACUUGGUUUAUAGUUGCACCUAUGGAUGUUCUCCAUAGUGCACCUAAAACAUUCAUGGUAGGCGAGACAUUUAAUUCUGCAGUAUUCUUGUUUGGAAAGAAGGAUGCAUUAAGAACUAACCUGCUUCUGUGUGAACAGAGUUUUUAUACAUUACACAGAAAAUCUGUUUGUAAACAGUCAAAUCAUAAACAUGCAUAAUCAUAAUCAACAGUACCAAAACCAUAAUUCCUACCGGAUUUUGUUAUUCUCAAAAGCAUUAUUUUCUGUUAGAAAUAUAUAUGUAUUGUAGAAUGUUGUUGGCUCGGACACAGAAUGUUGAAGAUACUGCUGCCCUGGAACCAAGAAGAUCCCAAAUGUUUACUUUAGUAAACUCUUUUAUUAUGCACUGAAGGGUCGAACAAGCCUUGGAUCGAAUAUAAACUUUCUCUCACACAGUUAUGUCGAUCUUGUCAGAGGCAAAUUGGUAUAACAGAAUCUUGCUUGAACUGGAAAUCCAUAACCUUUCAAGUAGCAGUCAAGACUAGCCCUGUCCCUUGCCAAAUUAUCCAAUUACAGUGACUGUUGUUUGUAAAAUAUUCAGGAGCUGAAAAAAGCUCCCCUGAUUUUUUUUUUUGCAAGAGUCAUUACUCUCGUCAGAAAUUAGCAUAACAAUUGUUAAAAUGUAAAUGUCAUAAAACUGAUAAUAACAUUCAACAAUAAAAUUAAUAUCUGUUCAUGUUUCACUGUCAUUUAUAAUUAUACUAACCAUCCUUACUUUUCAUUUUAGUCGUAUUAACAAGUUUACCACCAAUAAUUAUAAAACAAAUAUUAAUUUAAUCACUGUCAUUUUAAAGUUUUAACUGCUCAUUAAUAAUUAAUUGCUAACCAUUCUCACUGAUAAACUUUUAUGACUAUCACUAUAUAACCACCACUGUCAAAUAUGAAAUAGUUAAUUAUUAAUCACUGUUCUUUUGAAGUUUUCACUGUCAUUAAAUUAACCUUCCUCACUUCAUGUCGUUCAGACAAAUUAAUCUGUUUGUCAUAUUCAGUAUAUCAAAUAGUAUAAAGUGUUUUUUCACUGUAUAUUUGGUAACAAAGUUCAUUCUUAUCGAUUUUAACCUAAGAUUUCAAGAAUUUCCGAGACCCCUCUAGAUUUCCUCUUUUUUUUCACAGUUUACUAAUUCCCAUUCCUCAUAUUUGCCUUACUUUGUUGGUUUUAACAAGGCCAUUUAUAGCACAUGAUACUGUUUCAAGUAUCAACAGCAAAAAUAUGAAUGUACUUACUAUAAUGCAUGGACAAGGCAUAGCAAACCGUUGGCUUCUGUUAUGCCUGUACAUUACAGCUAUUCAGUAAAAGCAAAAUAAGUUGUAACAGUCAUUUUGCUUGGUUGCAUUAGCUCAAUAAUGAAUUUUAAAAAGUGACUGACAGUCCCGAAGUUUGCUAAAUGUUUGGUCUGAACUAGCCAGUGAGUUGAAAAACUGUUUUUUGGUAGUGUUGAGCCAACAAAAUUCUACUGUAUGUAUAUUUGCAAUUUGUGUAAUAUAAAUAGAGUAACAUCAAGUUGAUAAAUUUUUAGAAGUAAAAUAAUAUAUAUAAUGAAAAUCUUAGAAGUGUUUAUCAUUUUGUAUUUCAUCUUAUUGGACUUCAAAUCGUUAUAGUCAUCAAAUAUAUUUGUUUAAUGUUGCAUCUCACAACAUUCUUAGCAUUAGAUAAUCAUCAUCCCAACAGCUGAUGUUGAAUGUUGAAUCUCACAACAUUCAUCCCAACAGCUGAUGUUUAAUGUUGAAUCUCACAACAUUCAUAGCAUUAGAUAAUCAUCAUCCCAACAGCUGAUGUUGAAUUUCACAACAUUCUUAGUAUUAGAUAAUCAUCAUCCCAACAGCUGAUGUAUAUUUUGUGUGCUGGGGUGUCAUUAAACAUUCUCAGUACUUUGCAUCUGUAUAAAUCACUACUACAAAAGGAUCAUUCAGUUUUUGCUCAACACAUCAAAAGUAACCCUGUCAGCACUAUAUAACUAAAAGUAUUGAGAGAGUUAAGACAUGUUGUACUAUGUUGUGAUGAGCAUUACAUAGAAAAAUAUCUUUUAUAAGUAUAUGUUUGGAAAUUAUAUGUUUUAACUAAAAACAAAAACAAAACCUAAAAUAAAAAACCUACAUGGGAAUAUGAACUGUUAUAUGUUAAACAUGGUGCAAUAUUAAAUGUAUUUUUAUUAUGUUGAUCAUACGCUGGUCUGGUUUUUGACAUAUUUUAGACUACAUAUUGUUGAUAUUCCUUUUAGAUUAAACCUUACAUAUGUUAAUAUUCAUUUUAGGUUAUAAAAAUGCAUCCGUUAAUAUUCAUUUUAGGUAAAAAAAUAUAUCCAUCUGUUAAUAUUAAUUUCAGGUAAAAAAAAAUAUAUACGUGUUACUUAAUGUUAAUUUUAGGUUAAAAAAUACAUCUGUUAAUAUUCAUUUUAGGUUAAAGAUAUAAUUUAGGUUAAAAUGUGUUAAUACUCAUCUUUGAUUCUUAUGCAUCAUUCACACUUAACAUUUAGAAUUGUGUUUACCCUUCAUAAUGGAUCAGAUAUGUUGAAACAAAAGCUAAUCCAUAAAGCUGUAGAUACAUAUGUCAGUAUUUUAAAGAUGUCCGUUCAGAAUUAUCCUGUAUGCAUGUAAUGUUGUGAUCAAUAUUGAUUUAUCAGAGACCAACAUGAUACCUCGGGAUGAUUUUAUCCAGUACAAACACAUCAAAUUUGUGUUGGUAAUCAAGUCUUCUCCUAUGUUGAAUUCUUUCAAAGACCUAGCUUGCAAGUUUUAAUCAGAUGUUAUUUUGUAAUUAUGUGUAUAUUUUAAUCUGUAAUAUCUUGGAAUCGAUUUGCCAUAAGUGCUUCAAACAUGAAAAUUUAGCUCCAACUCGUGUCGACUUUCUCUCUCUCUCUUUUUUCAUUCUGGUUUUGGUUCUAGCUUACCUGAAGUGCAAGGGGUUGUAGGAUCAAUCAGUGUCAGUGGUCCCUGUGGUUGACGUUUCUUGUUCCGACCAAUGUCCCAUAAUAAAAUAUCAGUUCAAAGAUGUUGUAUGUUCUGUUUAGUCUGAAGUAAAAUGCACCUAAAAGAUCCCUAGCUACUAGAGAUGUGCUGUAUAACUGGUUUAUCGUAAUAUAAAUUUUGAACAAUAUUUUUCUAGUAUACCAGUAUAUUGUACUUGUAUAUUUUGUAUGUGUGUUAGUGCACACAUAUUAUAUUUUCAGACGAAAACUACCAGUUUAAAAAAAAACAAUAGCUUCAAUGGUGACUGGUAUAUCAUUAUAUUAAGCUAUACAAAAUGUACUUAACUUAGAGCACUUUAUAAAUUUUAAUAAUUUAGAAUUGGGUCUUCGCAGUAUAUUGUGGUGUGUAUCGCAAUUCAGGUUCAAUAUCCUGAGUUACUAACAUGAUAGAAACUCACCUGGAAAGUCGAGAGUGCAAUGAUAAAGCACAUAUCUGUGCACUUCAGUUUCAAAUACGGUAGUUGUUGCAAUUAUUGUUGAGAGUUCUCUUGAGCUGUAUUACCAAGAUUUAAUCAGUUUGUUUUGUUGGGCUAUAUUAUUACCAAAAUGGUGUAAACCUUUUUGGACUAGACAUUUGGUUUUCUAUUCAUUAUGAAUAGCUGGUCGUUGUUUUAGUUUUACAUAGAUUUUCACAUAUUAUGGCUUCUGUUCAUACACAUGUACCUUGCCACUGAAAUGACUGGUGACCAUGAAUUGUUAAUAGCAUGAUACAUAAUCUCAAUAUACAGAUGUGUAAGCUGAAGGAAUAACCCAAAUGACGAUGCUAUUUCUUAUCUCCACAUUCUUUUCUCCACCCCUCUCUUCUUACAGGACGAGUUUGUAGCCUUGGUUUGCAGACCUAUUAUGUGUUGUUGUUUUCAAAAAUCGUCAUGCAAGCUGUACCUUUAUUGGCUCCAUUUAAGCUGGUCUGGAGCAUUUUUAACACUGGAGACUGAGGUUAAAAUAAAUUAUUGUGUUGUAAUAUAAACAUAAUGUUGAAACACUGAACGUAUGUAUGUAUGUAUUUGUGUACAUGGUCAUUCAUUUUAAUAAAAACUUUUUAAUAAAAA
Molecule: messenger RNA, 8814 nt
Organism: Gigantopelta aegis
Lineage: Eukaryota; Metazoa; Mollusca; Gastropoda; Neomphalida; Peltospiridae
Product: ligand of Numb protein X 2-like
Exons: 14
Coding region: 987-2801 (604 amino acids)
Molecular function (GO): zinc ion binding; protein binding
Source: RefSeq, a predicted model, not a curated record